Messenger RNA from Pocillopora meandrina, 4885 nucleotides. The record is from the annotation of a GenBank genome assembly. NCBI's taxonomy places the organism in Eukaryota, Metazoa, Cnidaria, Anthozoa, Scleractinia, Pocilloporidae.
AAGACGGUAGAGAGUGACUCGCUUUGUUUUAAAUCUUACGAAGGUAAAGGAGUUAGCAUUCGCCUCAGACUAUCUAUCAGUUCAAAGCGAUUUGUCCACUCUGAUAAGUUGUGAAGAAAGGGGGAGAGAAUUUAUAAGGCAUCAAGAGAAUAACCACGGUAUUGAAGUGACAGACAGAGAUCUAAAGACUUGUUCUGAAAGUUUUCAUCAAGAGGAAGCUCCUUUCGUUGAACGGUAGGUUCUUUAGGUUCUUUAAGACAAUAUCGAAUGUAUCAAAUAAUAUGUUUUCUGAGGGUGCAUGAAAGCGCAGCCUUUGUUAACAACCCAAUUAAAUAUAAGUUGAGGACUGAUUUUAGCUUGUAUCUAUCGAAACCGAUUUCGAUUCGAUGCCAGCUGUAUUAUCCAUCUCUAAGUACUCUCCUAAUGCCGGAUUGAGUCCACGCGUAGCUUCGCAUUUUAAAAGGAUUUCUUUUAAACAGAUAGAUAAUACUUUAUUAAAUCACGCAGUUUAAAUAGCUCUAAAAGCUCGGUCGUUAAAACGUAGAUCAAAUGAGAAAUCUUUAAAGACUUUUGCCCUUGUGACGGUAUUUUAAGAGCAUAGUUCGAGAGUUCACAUCUAGAACAGGAAAUCGAAAGUGCUAUGUAAUUAUAAACAAAAAUGGAAAACCCCUUUUUAGUGGUCACUAAUAACAAAUCCCCUCUUUUGGCAAGAAAUGGACGGAAAGCGACGAAUUAAAGGUACACGUUUGAACACGAUGCGAGAGAGGGUAGGAGAAUUUAUAUCAUGUAAAUAUCAUGUAGUUACUUUUCGGCAUUGCACUAAUUUUCUGACUGAAAAAUAAUAAACGCGUUGACACGUAUAGGAACUCAAAGGUAUUACCCUCGACAAAGCCGGCCUAGGGUAAAACUAUAAAAAAAAUUUGGAUCUUAUUUUAUUCACCUGUACCUCUGCUAAGAUGAAAGAAUCGCAGUGUUAUAGAAUAACGGUCAGCUCUCCUUUAUAGGAGAGAAAGUAAAUCGUCGAAAGAAAGCGAGAGUCUAAUGUACAGGCCGAUCAAUUAACAUCUUCUAUAGCAAAGCUUUGAUUAGGGAUUUCCACUGUCAGUCAUUUUGUGAAUUAAUGGCGGGCCUUCACUCCCAUUGUAGUAACAGGUGAUUACUUAUACUCUAAUUUUCUUAACUUAUCCUGCGCUAUUCACUACUGCCUGCAAUCGACCAAGAUCUUUCGGCUGUGACAAGGCAUUUUGUAUCUUAACGCGCUACGUCUGUCGUACGGUGCAUUUUGCUGUCUAGAAAUUGUAAAAUCGAGUGGAAGUGCAGAAAACGAAAAGGCCUGUCUCUAAUUUGUCACAAAUAAGCUUAAAUAUCGCGGGGGCAGGCUAUUCGGUAUGCGUUUUGAAAGGGUUUUAUUGAAAUCAGUGAUGUGUAUUCCAAUGUCACGCGCGUAUCACCGAUUGUAAAGCAGCCGUCACGAAAUUUUAAGCCUCAAAAAUGUGUUAAAUGUGUUAAAUUUCUGACCUUAUGUUUUGUUUUUUUUUGUUUUUUUGUUUUUGUUUUUUUCAAUGUUUUUUUCGGUUGUAUGCUUUAUGAGCUUCUCGAUUCGUCAGUGAUAGAGACGAAACAAUUAUCGAGAUUUUGCGCCAAAUCUCUUCGGGUUCCACUUCACCGAACAGUAAAUCGAGAGUGCCGAGUUAUCAAAACACAAAAGGGAAAACCCCAUUUCGUGGCCCAUGUAACUAAAAACACGUGAAAAGUCACAAAAAAAAAUAGAUGAAAGGGAAUGACAGAAAUAAUAUAACAGGGAAAUUAACCCAUUGUGGUUGUGGCGAACCCUUGAUGUUAAUGAAGAAGUAUUUCGAACUCUCCUUUAAAAUCUAUGAGCUGUAUUUACCUGACGGAGGGCUAGGACAUUUUUAACUCAUCUUGACACUAAAGUGAACAUUUAAACUGCCCAGACAAAAAAACUUUGAGCAAGCGAAAUCAGAAAAGAUCGAGGCGAAACCAAAUCAUCACAAAAACGUGUAAGGUCAGUAAAUCUGUUUGUCACUCGGUUAAUGCUAUGUAAAUUUGUUAAUGAUGAGAUUCGAAGAAAGUUGAUAUCACGCUUGUGACUAGCCUGUCUUAAUUUCAUCUCAAACAAAGCGAUUUGUGGUGAUGUAUGGUUGAUCUUUCAAGUUUCAUCCGGGGUUUGGUGUGUUAUUCUAAUCUCUUACAUUGUAGCUCAUUCAAAUUCAAAACUUCUUGGCUUUUCUAUGUUCCAAACAAGCAGAUACCCUAUGUUGUAGGUAAUUUUUACGGGAAGUUCUUCAUCGACUAUUUUUAAAGGACGAAAAGAAAAUUCGAACACAACAAGAGAGGGAGAUGAGACGGGGGAAAGGAGACGCGGAUUACCCUCACCCCCCCCCCCGCUCUUUCCCAGUUUUCUUCCUUGCACUCGGUCCAGGUCGGUCCAGGAUUCCUCGUCCAAGUGAUCCAACAUGGCUGACUAAAGGUGCGCAUUAUUAACACAACUAGUUUACUAUUUCAUUCAAUGCGGCCAAAAUUAGCGGUCAAUCCUUAGCUCUACCUUGUUUAAAAGAGCGUCUGCGAUUUUUUCGUAUUAAAGGAUUUUCCUUCCUUCCUCUAACAGAGAAAUGGAGGAAGACGAGCCGGUCGCUAAAAGAGCAUGCUUGGGUUGUGAGGAUGACUACUUCAUGGAUGUAUACAGCUUUGUACAGCCCGGACAAAAGAGCCAGCUUUGCCUCUAUCUAACCAAAGGUGGAGGCAAGGGCAGACAAGCCUUCCUACAGGUAUCUGUAAAAAAAACGUCUUGUUCUGUUGCCUUUUCAGAAGAAAUGCGGAACCAUCAGUCACUACUCUCUAAUUAUUAAGAACUUAUCGAUCAAAUUCGAUCAGAUACUUUAGCCAAACAUAACUUUGAUGUCAGUAAAGAACUCUUGUGCAUGGCUGAAUCUUCUCUAAGAAAGUGUACAACACUUGAACUGAUAUGAAAUUCAACUUUAAAGUCUACCCAAAAAGCGGUGGCAAGUUUUCCUGUAUCUGUCUAGUUUUGUUUUGUUUGUUUGUCUUUGUUUCUUUUUGUUCUUCCUUUUUGGAGAUAAUGAAUAAAGAGCACAACAUUGCUCUCAGACCUGAAAAAUUAUUAUAGCUUUUGACUUUUUCACGGUUGUAUGUAAAUUAAUUUGGAAAUUCAGCGUUACAUGGAAAUAACCGUUCUUCUCGAGCUACAUUUAUCGAUUCUCAUGACUUGGUCUUUGUACUAUGCAUAAAAAUUGGAGGAGAAUCUAAAUUUAAGUCGCAUCUGGGUUAAAAGAACUGAAAGAAAUAACAAGUAAGUGAUAUCGUGGUUUCUUUUCAGGAAGAGCAAUCUCGACUUGGCAUGAUGAGGGUCCAUGUCGAUAAAUUCUGUUUGAAAGAAAAGGAAGCGUGGUUGAUUAUCGCCGCGUUAAAAACGGGAGAUUUUGAAGCAGUUAAACGGGUAAGAAUCAAGGGAACAUGAGGGGCUGGAUUGUGUAAGCUUCAUUUCAGCGCGGUCAGUUACAACUUACGCAGAAGACAGUUAGACAGCCAACUUAGAUAUGAGGUUACUCGGCUCAAAAUUGAUUCUUCCUAUUCAGCUUUUAACUAGAUGUGCGGCAAAUCGAGUUAAAAGCUGAAAAGCAAGAAUCAAUUUCGAGGUUUCAAUUGCAAUUUAAGAACAAAUAAAUGAAGGGUUAUUUGCAUCUAUGUACUUACUAAGCUUUUGUAGGGUUAGAGUUUCAGUGAAAUCUGUAUGCUAUCCCUGCAGAUUAUGCGAUCAAUACUAGUUCACUUCGUGGGUUAUCCUUUAAAAAGAGCUUUGGUCGUAGUCAGAGAAUAUCAUUUUGCUCAACUUUCACUUGUUUUCGCAUAUGCUGACUCAGAUCGAAAGAAUAAAGAUCGACCAGUUUACACUGCCAGAGAAAUUAACUUACACACUUCCGCAUGGCAGCGUAGCCUCGCUGAAGAUAAGUGUAAAGCUGACUAGCGAAAGGGAUGAGCUUCUCCUCGAAACGGAGCAGUUGGAGAUAAACCUAGCUUCGGUGAGUGGUGAAACAUUCAAAAACAAUAAUGAAAUGAUAACGUACAUAAUUAUUCUAUUAAGAAUCAAGCAGUGAAUUAAAUUAUAACAUCUUUUGGUGGUAUAGUUUUAUCUAUUUAGAAUAACAAAAAUGAGUUAGGGUAUUAUGUGCCGUAAUGAAUAAGUGGUAAUUCGACAAAAAAAGCUUCCCAUAACAAACUUAUAGCUAGCAUUGAAUUGAAAGCCCUCGAGUCUGAAAAAUGUUCAAACAACAAUAACAAUUUCAAACAUACCUUGCUACAUCUUGCUGGGAAAUGAGUUAAAAGGGAGCAAUGUCAACUCAGCUUUUCAAUCAAAGGAUAGUGAUAUUAAGUUAUAAAGAUUCUGCAGUUUAACUUUGGUAUCAUAAAAUUACUUUCCACUUUAUCUUUCACCUAUCUUGCCAUCUUAACAAGAUUAGGUUUCUCAUCGACAAAAAAUUUUAAAUUUUAGAAAAUAAUUUUUCCUCUGCAGACUCCUUUGUUUGAGACGAAGCCAGCGGUGGAGCAUGGCAACAAUCCCGAGUAAAGAGAGGAACAGAAGUUCUAUUGGAGUGGCACGGAAGCACGGGAUGUGCAAGUGACGUUUACUUCGAGACGGCGCGAGCUGCUGUGAUUGAACGCAUUACAUUAGUCGCCUGAGGUGGCGGUGCGGACCGAGCCUGUUCAGGGUCGUGAGCCCGUGAUGUGCCGUGGUUGGCACAAGUGUGAAGCCGUAUGUUGACGGCCUAGACGACAGAAGACGUCUUAAUCGUCCGCACUACGCUUAUCCGCCCUGUAAACAUGUAAAUAUUGGAUUGAUUUGAAC